AUGGAGUCAGUUGCCGUCGUGGCCGUCCCGUUCCCGGCGCAGGGCCACCUGAACCAGCUGCUGCACCUGUCGCUGCAGCUCGCCGCGCGCGGGCUGCCCGUGCACUACGCGGCGCCAGCGGAGCACGUCCACCAGGCCCGCGCGCGCGUGCACGGCUGGGGCGACGACGCCCUCCGCCGCAUCGACUUCCACGAGCUCGCCAUCUCCGAGUACGCCUCUCCGCCGCCCGACCCCGCCGCGGCCUCGCCCUACCCUUCCCACCUCAUGCCCCUGUGGGAGGCGUUCAUCGCCGACGCGCCCGCCGCGCUCGCGGCGCUCCUCCGCGGGCUCUCCGCGUCCCACCGUCGCGUCGUCGUCAUGUACGACGUCAUCAACGCCUUCGCCGCCGAGGACGCCGCCCGGCUGCCCAACGGCGAGGGGUUCGCGUUCCACUGCACCGCCGCGUCGUCCAUCGUCUGGCACAUGGACGGCGGGACCCAGCUCAUGCGCGACGUGCACGGCCUCGCCGACCUCCCCGUCCACGCCUUCGUGACGGAGGAGUUCCUCGAGUUCAUCGGCAAGAGCGCGAGGUCCGCGCAAACGAUCCCGUCCAGCGCCGGCGUCGUCAUGAACACGUCCCGCGCGCUCGAGGGUGAGUUCAUCGACUUUGUCACCCAGCAGCUGGCCGCCGCCGGCGGCAAGAAGGUCUUCUCUAUCGGCCCGUUAAACCCGAUGCUCGGCCCGAGCGCGCACGAUCUUGGCGCGAUGCGGCACGAGUGCCUUGGUUGGCUCGACAAGCAGCCGGCCGCGUCCGUACUCUACGUCUCGUUCGGGUCGAUGUCCUCGCUGCGCGGCGAGCAGAUCAAGGAGCUUGCUGCGGCGCUGCGCGGCAGCAACCAGCGUUUCAUCUGGGUGCUGCGCGACGCCGACCGCGCCGACAUAUACUCCGAGUCCGACGAGAGCCGGCACGCCAAGUUCCUGUCCGAGUUCACCAAGGAGACCGAGGGGACGGGGCUGGUGAUCACCGGGUGGGCGCCGCAGCUGGAGAUACUGGCGCACGGCGCCACGGCGGCGUUCCUGAGCCACUGCGGCUGGAACUCGACCUUGGAGAGCAUGAGCCACGGGAAGCCCAUCCUGGCGUGGCCCAUGCACUCCGACCAACCGUGGGACGCCGAGCUGGUGUGCCAGUACCUCAAGGCAGGCUUCCUAGUGAGGCCAUGCGAGAAGCACGCCGAGGUGAUACCGGCGGCAACCAUACAGGCGGUGAUCGAGAGGUUGAUGAUCUCUGACGAUGGGCUACCCGUGCGGCAGCGGGCAACGGCGAUCGGCGAGGCCGUCCGUGCGUCCGCGGCGGAUGGCGGGUCAUCCCGCAAGGACCUCGAAGACUUCAUCGCUCACAUCACAAGGUGA
Messenger RNA from Miscanthus lutarioriparius, 1389 nucleotides. The record is from the annotation of a GenBank genome assembly. NCBI's taxonomy places the organism in Eukaryota, Viridiplantae, Streptophyta, Magnoliopsida, Poales, Poaceae.